GUCUCGACGUUUCACGAACACUCUCCGAGUUUCUAUUCUCCCAGUCCCUGUGUCUUUCACUUUUAAACCUGCGAUCGAGGAGGACGACACUCUCAAACCUUUGCUAUAUUCCCACGCAAAGUGCCUACCUUCUCUUUUAAUUCCCUCGAACUCCCUCUUCGGUCGUCACUGACUCACUGAGAUUUCUUUCGUUCGUUCGUUCAAUCCUUCAUUUUCCACGGCACUCCGGCCAUGGCCUCGACGAACACGUCCUUCUUCUGGGUCAGUUCCGGUCUUUUGCAGUCAGCCCGGACCAACUGUUGCGAUCGAAAUGGUUUGUUCGCUCAGCCUCCGCGGCCCUCUAUGAGCUUCUCUCCCGCGAAAUCCAAACCCCUCAUGGGCUUGAAGUCGCUGCAACUGUGCAGAAACGGUGCGUUCCCAAACGGGUUUCUGAGAUUUGGUCGGACUCCUAGGCCGCUUGUUGUCCGUUGUGAAGCUUCGAGUGGAAGGAUAACGCAACAAGAUUUUACGGAUAUGGCGUGGCAAGCAAUUGUCUCAUCCCCGGAAGUGGCGAAACAGAACAAGCAUCAGAUAGUGGAGACAGAGCAUUUGAUGAAGUCCCUUUUGGAGCAGAAGAAUGGGCUUGCUCGCAGGAUAUUCUCCAAGAUUGGAGUUGACAAUACCCGCCUUUUAGAGGCCACUGAUAAGUUCAUCCAACGUCAACCGAAGGUUCUUGGUGAAUCAGCUGGCUCAAUGUUAGGACGUGAUUUGGAAGCCUUGAUUCAGCAAGCGAGGGAAUACAAGAAAGAGUGGGAUUCAUUUGUUUCUGUUGAGCAUUUGGUUCUCGGUUUCACCAAAGAUCAACGAUUUGGGAAGCAAUUAUUUAGAGAUUUUCAAAUAUCGCUGCAAACUUUGAAAUCUGCAGUAGAAGCUAUUAGGGGACGCCAAUCAGUUAUCGACCAAGAUCCUGAGGGGAAGUAUGAAGCACUGGAAAAAUACGGAAAAGAUUUGACAGCCAUGGCAAGAGAAGGGAAGCUUGACCCAGUAAUAGGAAGAGAUGAUGAGAUACGUAGGUGCAUCCAGAUUCUCUCAAGGAGAACAAAGAACAAUCCUGUUCUCAUUGGUGAGCCUGGUGUAGGGAAAACUGCAAUAUCUGAAGGGCUUGCUCAAAGAAUUGUGCAAGGAGAUGUUCCUCAAGCAUUGAUGCAUCGUAAGCUAAUAUCCCUUGACAUGGGUGCACUAAUUGCUGGGGCAAAAUAUCGGGGGGAAUUUGAAGAUAGACUGAAGGCCGUACUCAAGGAAGUUACAGAAUCGGAUGGUCAAAUUAUUCUCUUCAUUGAUGAGAUCCAUACAGUUGUUGGUGCAGGUGCUACGAAUGGUGCAAUGGAUGCAGGCAAUCUGUUGAAGCCUAUGCUUGGGCGGGGAGAGUUGCGGUGUAUUGGUGCAACAACUCUGGAUGAAUAUCGCAAGUAUAUUGAGAAAGAUCCGGCAUUGGAGCGUCGUUUUCAGCAAGUUUAUGUUGAUCAACCUACAGUUGACGAUACCAUUUCCAUACUGCGAGGACUGCGUGAAAGAUAUGAGCUGCAUCACGGAGUCCGCAUUUCUGAUAGUGCACUUGUGGCGGCAGCGAUUCUAUCCGAUCGUUACAUCAGUGGUCGGUUUUUACCUGACAAAGCUAUUGACCUAGUUGAUGAAGCAGCUGCCAAACUGAAAAUGGAAAUUACUUCAAAACCAACUGCCCUUGAUGAGAUUAAUCGUUCAGUGUUGAAGCUGGAAAUGGAGAGGCUCUCCCUCAUGAAUGAUACAGAUAAGGCUUCUAAGGAUAGGUUGAACCGGCUUGAGGCUGAGUUGUCUCUCCUCAAGGAGAAACAAGCCCAGCUCACUGAACAGUGGGAGCAUGAAAAGUCUGUCAUGACCCGCAUUCAGUCAAUCAAAGAAGAGAUUGACAGGGUAAAUCUUGAGAUCCAGCAGGCUGAACGAGAGUAUGAUCUUAAUCGUGCUGCAGAACUGAAGUAUGGCAGCCUCAACUCUUUGCAAAAACAACUUGAAAGUGCAGAAAAAGAGCUGGACGAAUAUAUGAACUCUGGAAAGUCUAUGCUGAGAGAGGAAGUUACGGAAGAUGACAUUGCUGAAAUUGUCAGUAAAUGGACAGGCAUCCCUCUUUCCAAGCUUAAACAAUCUGACAGGGAAAAGCUAUUACAUUUGGAGGAAGAGCUGCAUAAACGUGUUGUGGGCCAAGAUCCUGCAGUGAAAGCAGUAGCCGAGGCUAUUCAGCGAUCUCGAGCUGGUCUCUCAGAUCCUCACCGUCCAAUUGCUAGUUUUAUGUUCAUGGGUCCUACUGGUGUUGGAAAGACAGAACUAGCUAAGGCACUUGCUUCCUACUUGUUCAACACAGAAGAAGCUCUUGUUCGAAUAGAUAUGAGUGAAUACAUGGAAAAGCAUGCUGUUUCAAGAUUGAUUGGGGCCCCACCUGGUUAUGUGGGAUAUGAGGAAGGUGGACAGCUGAGUGAGACAGUUCGCAGGAGGCCAUAUGCAGUCAUUCUGUUUGAUGAGAUAGAAAAGGCCCAUUCCGAUGUGUUUAAUGUGUUCCUUCAGAUUUUAGAUGAUGGGAGAGUGACUGAUUCCCAAGGUCGCACUGCGAGCUUUACCAAUACAAUUAUCAUUAUGACAUCAAAUGUGGGUUCACAGUACAUACUCAACACAGAGGAUGACACAUCGCCAAAGGAAUUAGCAUAUGAAACUAUUAAGCAGCGAGUACUGGAUGCUGCAAGAUCGGUCUUCCGCCCUGAGUUUAUGAAUAGGGUUGAUGAAUAUAUAGUUUUCCAGCCUCUGGACCGGGAUCAGAUAAGCAGCAUUGUCAGGUUACAGUUGGAGCGAGUGCAAAAGAGGCUUGCAGACCGGAAGAUAACAAUCCAGGUGACAGAUGCUGCUGUUCAGCUCCUUGGAAGUCUUGGGUAUGACCCGAACUUUGGUGCUAGGCCAGUCAAGCGAGUGAUUCAGCAGAAUGUUGAAAAUGAACUCGCUAAGAGUAUCUUGAAGGGCGAGUUUAAGGAUGAAGACAGUGUGUUAAUAGACACAGAGGUUACAGCAUUUUCUAAUGGCCAGCUUCCCCAACAAAAACUUGUCUUCAGGACGCUUGGAACUGGUUCAGAAACUCCAGCUGCGGAGGACAAAGAAGCUUUCUCACCCACUCCCUGAGGCCUUAUACUUUAGUUUCACUGUAUUUUAUGUUUUACAAAAAACAAUCGGCCAAAGAUCAUGGGCUAAUACUAUUGAGCAUCCCCUAUUUUAUAUAUACGUUCUU
Messenger RNA from Juglans microcarpa x Juglans regia, 3283 nucleotides. Its product is annotated as chaperone protein ClpB3, chloroplastic. NCBI's taxonomy places the organism in Eukaryota, Viridiplantae, Streptophyta, Magnoliopsida, Fagales, Juglandaceae. The record is from RefSeq and is a predicted model, not a curated record. Gene Ontology annotation, cellular component: cytoplasm. Gene Ontology annotation, biological process: protein refolding; cellular response to heat. Gene Ontology annotation, molecular function: ATP binding; ATP hydrolysis activity.